This is a messenger RNA of Morchella sextelata, 1392 nucleotides long. RefSeq lists its product as uncharacterized. Gene Ontology annotation, biological process: regulation of transcription by RNA polymerase II. The transcript has 3 exons. NCBI's taxonomy places the organism in Eukaryota, Fungi, Ascomycota, Pezizomycetes, Pezizales, Morchellaceae. Gene Ontology annotation, molecular function: zinc ion binding; DNA-binding transcription activator activity, RNA polymerase II-specific. Bases 1 to 1392 code for a protein of 463 amino acids. The record is from RefSeq and is a predicted model, not a curated record.
AUGCCUCCUCGACGCACACAUACAAAGUCUCGGAAUGGCUGCGCGAAAUGCAAGAAGAGAAGAGUAAAGUGCGAUGAGGUCCACCCUGCCUGCGGGAACUGUAUCAAGCAUGCUAUUGAAUGUGACUUUAGCAAUGGUGGAGGGAGUAGUAGUAGUGUCAAUGAUAGCAGCGCCAGCGACAUCGCUAGUACUCCCAGUAGUACGAUAACCGUCCAGAAUACCAUCAACGCCAGCAACAGCAGCAGUUUACUCUCACCACCAGCCUCGACCCCAGAUAGUUAUAUCGGGUCCCCUUCUCCCUUGGUAACGGCUGUUCGAGCCUUCCUUCCUAAUACCUUCAUUCCACCGCUCCAGAACCAGCAGCAUCAGCAGCAGCAGAACAACAAUCAACAUCUGAUCCCCCACACCAGCCCUCACCCCGGCUUCACGUUCUCAUGGACCACGACGGAUUUGGAACUGAUGUACCACUACUCAAGGGAUGCGCCCUCCUUCCUGGCCAGCACAGGGAGUCUCAUAGACAUGUGGACCCAUGAUGUCCCCCGCCUUGCCUUCGCCGAUAAGAGCGGAUGCGCCAUUCACGCAAUGCUCGCCGUUUCCUCCCUCCACCUAGCGUUCCUCGAGCCCCACAACCGCACCUUCCGUCUCAUCACUGCCACAGCACACUAUGACCAAGCCGUGCGCAUAUUGGGUGCCAUGGUCCCCCAUAUAUGCAAAGAUAGCUGUGAGGCCCUCUUCAUCGCCUCGGCACUGAUCGUCGUCUUCGCGACCGCGUCUCCGCUGGUACCCGGGAAUGCGGUCGAGAACGAGCCCUGGAGCAUCCCAGAAUGGGUCCCGCUUAUCCGCGGUGUCUAUAGCAUUCUCAGGGAGGUGUGGGACUGGGUAGAAUCUGGCUGUCUCGGCCAGAUGCUGAAAGUACAAUUCUAUGAGAGGACUGGGGUCUCGAGUGAGGAGACUGAGGCGCUUAAUGCGUUGUAUAGACUAUGUACGGACACGACGGAGUCAGAUGACGACGAGAUUAAGGACACGGAUGUGUCGUCGACGUAUUUUAGCGCGAUCCAUAAGCUGCGCAAGAGCUUUGGCAGCUGCACCGACCAAGCGCGGUACAACACGACAUCGUUGAUCUUCCAGUGGCCCAUCUGCGUGAGUGACAAGUAUGUGUCGCUGCUGAAGGAGCGGCGGCCACGGGCACUGGUAAUCUUUGCAUAUUACUGCGUGCUGCUCAAGAGGAUGGAGAGAAUCGAGAGGAGUAUUAGGGAUCUGGAGAAAUGGAAGAAGUGGCUUGAAUGGCCGGCGAAGAUGGUGAGAGUGAGGACGCAAAUCGAGCAUUUGGAGGAGGCAAGGUCAACGAAGGUAGCUGCUGGCGCUGCUGCUGCUGUUGAUGUGUUGAUAUGA